UUCAUACUCCUGCUCUUGCCUGAACUUCUGGUCGCGCAGAACCUAUUUCAGAAUCCUGGAUUUGAAAGUACCAGUGGUUGGGUAUGCAAUUCCUGUACUGGUAGCCUUUCGUCUGAUAAGCAUGGAGGAUCCCAUAGUUACAAAGUUACAGGAAGACAACAUGAUUGGGCAGGAGCUAGACAAGAUCUCCAUCUAGCAGCAGGACACACUUAUUAUUUUAAAGUGCACGUGAAGAUAUUAAAUACAGUUAAUGGUAAACAGUAUCACGAUGUACAGACUAUGUUGGACAUUGUCGAUAACAAUGGUAAUCAUAAGUAUGAUACACCUGGUUCGACUAAAUUUGUUACACCUGGUCAGUGGCAUCUUGUGGGUGGUGAUUACCACAUUCCUAGUAAUACGAAAUCUGUUAGUUUUUACGUCCAGAUACCAGAGGCUGGUGUUAAUUAUUUGAUUGAUGAUGGUGAAUUAACACAAGUUCAAACAUUAUCACAAUUUGCCAGCGAUGCUGAUAAGAGAAUAGAUCAUCUUAGAAAAGCCGACUUAAAAAUCAGUUUAAGCGGAAGUGCUAACCCGACUGGAAUUCAAGUUGAGGUUCAACAAACUCGAAGUGAAUUUGGUUGGGGUUCAGCCGUUAAUGUUAAUUACAUCCACGACUCCAGUCAUAAACGCUAUCAAGAUUUCUUCUACGAUAUAUUUGAAUGGGGAGUAUUAGAAAAUGCUUUAAAAUGGCCAGGUCUCGAACAUAGCAAGGGGAAUUUCCAACCCGGUAAUGCCAUGAAUGCUGUUAAUGCCAUGCGUGCUAAAGGUAUAAAGGUCAGAGGUCAUAAUAUAUUUUGGGGAGGAUCGAAUGUUGUUCCAUCGUGGCAGAAAUCAAUGUCUGGAUCGGAAUUAAAACCACUCUUAGAAAAACAUAUUAGUGAUAUGGCCAAAACAUUCAGGGGCAAGUUCCAGCAUUGGGAUGUGGAAAAUGAAAAUAUACAUCUCCACUUUUACGAAGAUAAGUUACGAGACCCACUCAUCACUGAAUGGAUGUUCCGAGAGAUUCACAGACUAGAUCCAGGAACUCAACGAUAUUUGAAUGACUACAGCGUUGUUAGUGGUGGACAGUCGACAAUGGCCUAUGUAGAUCAAGGAAUGCGUUUUAAAUCUGCUGGAGUACCAGUAUCUGGUAUGGGUAUACAGAGUCAUCUCGGUGGUAAUGUUGACGUUUCUGUUAUUAAGAGAAGACUGGACGAAGUUGCUAAAGUUGGAUAUCCUAUCUGGAUAACCGAGUUAGAUAUAAACCAGGGGGAUAAUCAUAGGAAAGCGCAACAUUAUGAGGACGUCAUGAGACCUACUUCAGUCAUCCAGCAGUUAAAGGUGUUAUGUUCUGGGGAUUCUGGGAUGGAAGACAUUGGCGACCACAAGCUGCUCUCGCAAAUGGCAAUAAUGUUACACCAAAUGAAGCAGGGAAAAGGGUACAGCAGCUGCUAAAACAUACCUGGAGAACCAACGAAUCACAUAAUAUAAGUCACGGUCAGACAGUCAGUAUCAGAGCUUUUAAAGGUUCCUAUAAGUUACUGGUACACCAUAAUGGUAAAGUUAUUCAUACUGAGAACUUCAGUCUUGGUCAAGCUGGAAACACUCUGAAAGUUAAUCUAAGUGGAUCAGGGUCAAAUCCACAUGUUGAUAACGUUUUGAUUGGUUGAUGGUGGAAGGCGAUGCAGAUAAGGUUUAAUGUUAACGUUUGAAUAUAUGAAAUAAAUUUAGACAUGUCCA
Messenger RNA from Patella vulgata (common limpet), 1758 nucleotides. RefSeq lists its product as uncharacterized. The coding region runs from base 280 to 1473 and encodes 397 amino acids. The transcript is spliced from 13 exons. Gene Ontology annotation, biological process: carbohydrate metabolic process. NCBI's taxonomy places the organism in Eukaryota, Metazoa, Mollusca, Gastropoda, Patellidae. Gene Ontology annotation, molecular function: hydrolase activity, hydrolyzing O-glycosyl compounds. The record is from RefSeq and is a predicted model, not a curated record.